ACUAAAGAAUUUUAUUUCAGUAUAAUAGGAUUUUGUAAAUUUCGAGGGCUAGCAUAGUUUUUUUUAGUUUAUUUGCAACUCUGGAACUUCAAUUUUAGGAAUAAGCUUACAAACUCAGCAAAAUGGCGACUCUUGUGGAAAUCUUGGAUAAGACUGUGUCACCGGACCCAAAUGAUAUUAAGCAGGCACAGGGAUUUCUGGAACAAGCCGCACAAAGCAGUCUUGCGGAAUUUCUGGUCAGCUUAUGUCAAGUUUUGGCAAACCCUGGAAACAGCCAAGUUUCGAGGAUGGCUGCUGGUCUGCAGAUAAAAAAUUAUACAACUUCAAAAGACCAAACUGCCAGGCUCGAUAAUCAGAAACGUUGGCUGUCUCUAAAUGAAGCAGCUCGAUCAGAAGUUAAAAAACUGGUUCUUCAAGCAUUGGGCACAGAAACUAACAGACCUUCAUCAGCGGCACAAGUAAUUGCAUCAAUCGCAUGUGCUGAAAUACCUUUAGAUGGAUGGAAAGAGCUUAUUCCUCAACUUGUGCAAAGUGUGACUGCAGAAACAAGCACUGAACAUUUGAAGGAGGGAGCACUGGAGGCUAUCGGAUACAUUUGUGCAGAUAUGGAUCCACAACACCUUCUUACUCAUGCAAACGGCAUCCUGACUGCAAUUGUUCAAGGAAUGAGAAAACAAGAACCAAGUUUUCAUGUCAAACUAGCAGCUACCAAUGCAAUGCUCAAUUCGUUGGAAUUUACCAGAGGAAAUUUUGAAAAAGAAUCUGAGAGGCAUUUUAUCAUGCAGGUCAUCUGCGAGGCAACUCAAGUUGAGGAUUCCAAAACUGGAACUAAUUCAAUUCGUGUUGCUGCUUUACAAUGUUUGGUUAAGAUCAUGUCUCUAUAUUACCAAUAUAUGGAAGCUUACAUGGGCCCUGCUUUGUUUGCAAUUUCUGUCGAAGCAAUGAAAUCAGCUGAUGACAAUGUUUGUUUACAAGGGAUUGAGUUUUGGUCGAAUGUCUGUGACGAGGAAUCUGACUUAUCCAUUGAAAUGGCAGAAGCUGAUGAAAUGGGACGAGCACCAGAAAGAACGAGUAAAUUUUAUGCAAAAGGAGCUCUUCAGUAUCUUGUACCAAUUUUGACUCAAAUCUUGACAAGACAGGAUGUAAUGGACGACGAGGAUGAAUGGAAUCCAUCAAAAGCAGCAGGUGUCUGUUUAAUGCUUCUUGCUACAUGCUGUGAGAAUGAUAUCGUGCCUCAUGUUGUACCUUUUUUGGAGGAAAAUAUCAACAGCCCGGACUGGAGAUACAGAGAUGCCGCUGUUAUGACUCUGGGUUCCAUUUUGGAAGGACCGUCACCUGACCAACUGGCUCCAAUCUUAGAGCAAGGAAUGCCAACUUUCUUUACGUUAUUGAAAGAUGAAAGUGUUGUGGUUCGGGAUACAACUGCUUGGGCUAUAGGAAGAAUCUGUGAUCUGAUUCCUGAUGCUGUUAUCAACGAGAAAUACCUGAUGCCCUUACUUACUGCAAUGGUUGAAAGCUUGACUGCGGAACCAAGAGUGGCAACCAAUGUUUGCUGGGCAUUUUCAUCACUUGCCGAGGCUGCAUAUGAAAACGCUUGUAACGAAGCGUCUGGUGAAGAUCCGGAGACAUAUCCAAUGUCUAUGGUUUACGAGAACAUCAUCGAGAAACUUUUGAAUACAACAGACAGACAAGACGGACACCAGAACAAUCUGAGAAGCUCUGCAUACGAAGCUAUUAUGGAAAUGAUCAAAAACAGUCCACAGGACUGUUACGAUACUGUUUUGAAAACUACAAACGUCAUCAUGGACAGGAUCAACCAACUUCUAAUGAUGGAGUCCCAGAUUCAUUCAAGCAGCGACCGAUCACAAUAUAACGAUCUUCAAUCGCUGCUAUGUGCAACACUACAGAGCGUUCUUCAGAAAGUGAAGCCGGAGCAUGUUGCUUCUAUUGCAGACAAUGUUAUGGGUUCCUUGCUGAGAAUGUUGGGAUCUGGAUCAGGCGGAGUUCAAGAGGAUACCAUGAUGGCUGUUGGAACUUUUGUGGAAGUUGUUGGAGACAAAUUCGUCAAUUAUCUACCGGCAUUCAAAGAUUACUUGUUCUCUGCUCUGAGAAAUCCUACCGAAUAUCAGGUUUGCAUUGUUGCAGUCGGUGUAGUCGGCGACAUUUGUCGUUCCAUCGGGGCUCAAGUCCUACAAUAUUGUGACCAAAUUAUGACCCACCUUCUCGAUGAUUUAUCUGACCCAACUGUCCAUCGAACCGUGAAACCCCAUAUCCUGUCGGUGUUUGGUGACAUUGCACUCGCUAUCGGAGCAGAAUUCAAGAAAUAUUUGGAAGUCGUAUUACAGACUUUGCAACAAGCAGCUCAAGCCAGAGUGGAUACAAGUGAUUAUGACAUGGUAGAUUACUUGAAUGAACUCAGAGAAGGAUGUCUUGAAUCAUAUACUGGCAUUAUCCAAGGAUUGAAAGGAGAUCAAAAAGACCCACAUCCUGAUGUAUUACUAGUCAAGGACCACAUCAUGUUCAUUCUGACUUUCGUUGAAGACAUUGCCAACGAUGAGGACCAUAGUGAUGGAGUCGUUGCUGCAUCAAGCGGACUUCUUGGUGAUUUAUGUACCGCUUUUGGUGGUCAGUUCGGUAAUCAUCUCUUGAAACUUAUCGAUUCGAAACCCAAGAUUCUCGAGAUGUUAACUGAAGGAAGGAGAUCCAAGACAAGCAAAACAAAAAGCCUGGCUGUUUGGACCACGAAAGAACUCAGAAAACUUCGAAACAAGGCGUGACAUGUCAAUCCGAGGCACGACCUCGGCAAUGUCAACAAUAAAUUUUGAUAAUGCGAGAGAGAUUGUGUGAAGUCUUUUGUAUGCUUUGUUCCUGAAUCUCGUUUCUCUAUCUCUCUACAAAUCCCUUUACGGAUAUCUUCGAAUGACUGCCCGUUACGACAGAUGAUGAUCGAUGAGUGUGCAAUGUGAUCGAGUGCGAGUGAGUGCUCCUGAAUAUCCCUCAAAGAGCGAUAGAACAUUGUGAUACAAACGACCAACGCUGGUCUUCUGAUUAUUGCGCAAUAUUCCAUAUAUGCUGUCCUAAAAUAAGCUUCUUCAAACUAUACAAGACAUUCUGCUAAAAUUAAUAAAUUACCGUUAAAUAACUGUAUUACGGCUUCUUUUCUGAUCCCGAAAGCCUAAUAAGGAAAAAUAAGACUUAAGUCAUGAGUUUUAUUAUAUUAUUCGAUACAGCUCUAUAUUCCAAGUUGAAUGACCAAAACUAUUCCAUAUAUUGAUACUUAUUUUUCGAAUAGUUUUUAAUUCAAUCAAACUCAAAGUUUCAUGUUCUUACCAGCGAUGAAUUUAUGCCCAUGUUCAGUUAAUUCUUCCCAAUGUUCCUGUGUGCAUGCUGUGCCUUUUUAUUAUUUGCGAUUUGAUCAAACAUGAAAUGUAAAUUUGUGUCGUGAUCAGUAUUUAAAGAUGAACAUAUGAGACAAAUAUUUAACAAAAAAGAAUUCGGUUGUAUUUUUUUAUCGUUUACAGCACCAUGAUAUGGAAUUUUGACUUGUAAAAUUCUGGCUAUUUCUAAUUCUAUAUGUAAUUCUUAAAAUCAACCGUUUCGUAUUCUGCCAUCAAUGCAUUUUUGCCAAGCCUAAAUGAGGUAAAAAGUAUUUCUUCUAAUAGAGCAAUAGAUAUCCUACAAUCUGUAUUUUUCAUCUUUGCCUACUUGAUUGCGACACACUGGUAUAUUUCUGUGACUGAUUUGAGACACUGUUGCCUGAUGUUUGACUGUUAUUUUUUGCUUCGAUUUGAAAAUGUGCUAAAAACCUACUCUUUUGCUAGAAUUUUUUCUAGUUUAAGAUGAGCAAAAUGUUUUGGUUGAACUGUUAUAAAAUUUCUUGUGCUUUUUAAACAAAAUCUUAUUUUGCAAGUCUCCAUAUUUACCCGUCUACUUGUAAAAAUUGAUUCUGUUUCAUUUACUAAACUACGCCCUUCAAUCUGUCACAUAAUAAUACAUUGUGUUCAUAUGGACAUAAUGUUGUUUAUAUGAUGAAUUGAUGACCGAUUGGUACUGUAGGUUUGAGUUGAUCAUUAUUUAUCAUUAAUAAAUAGUUAGCCUUUGAA
Messenger RNA from Styela clava, 4103 nucleotides. Its product is annotated as importin subunit beta-1-like. Gene Ontology annotation, molecular function: small GTPase binding. Gene Ontology annotation, biological process: protein import into nucleus. The record is from RefSeq and is a predicted model, not a curated record. NCBI's taxonomy places the organism in Eukaryota, Metazoa, Chordata, Ascidiacea, Stolidobranchia, Styelidae.